Messenger RNA from Lodderomyces theae, 1233 nucleotides. RefSeq lists its product as uncharacterized. Lineage: Eukaryota; Fungi; Ascomycota; Pichiomycetes; Serinales; Debaryomycetaceae. Bases 1 to 1233 code for a protein of 410 amino acids. The record is from RefSeq and is a predicted model, not a curated record. The transcript has a single exon. Gene Ontology annotation, biological process: regulation of gene expression. Gene Ontology annotation, cellular component: Rpd3L-Expanded complex; Rpd3L complex; cytoplasm. Gene Ontology annotation, molecular function: histone binding.
AUGGCAGAUAUAGCAGAGACAACAGAUGUCCCACAAGAGGAACCAAAGACAUCAUUUAUUGGUGAGGAUGCAGAGAACAACUACCGCGUUUGGAAGAAAAAUGCCCCAUAUCUUUACGAUUACUUGUCGACCAACUCGCUACUAUGGCCAUCAUUGACUGUGCAAUUCUUUCCUGAUAUCACCCACGCUAGCAAUGACGUCGCUGGUGAUUAUAUUCUCCAGAGAUUGCUUCAUGGCACUUUCACAUUAGGACAGUCUGUGAUUGAUUCAAUCUCAAUUUUGCAAAUCCCCACUUACAUCAACCUCAACAAACAUAUUCAAAUUGACAAACUCGACUAUAAUCCAGAGAAGGAAGAGUUUGAAGUGAAUGCGCCGUCGCUCCCCAAGUCGAAAGUCUUACAAAAGAUCAACCAGUAUGGUGACGUUAACAAAUUGAGCUACAUGCCUCAGAAUCCGAACAUAAUCGCCAGUGCAAACAGUUUUGGUGAAAUUUCCAUAUUUGAGCGUACCAAGCACAAGAGUUUUCAGAAACUGCUAAUAGACGACACAGAAGCAAAUAAGCCACAGCUAAAGUUGAGUGCUAAAGCGGAACUUUUCGCCAUGGAUUGGAAUAAGAAUCGUGAAGGCUAUUUGGUAUCAGGUGAUACCGGUGGAAAUAUAAGUUUACAUGAUUUGAAACAGUUUUCCAAAUCAACUCAAUUAAGCGAAUUGAAAUCUUGGAAGGGAAGCAGUGACGUCAAUGACAUUGAGUGGUUCCCUACCCAUGAUUCAUUGUUUGCAUACGUUGAAGAGAGCGGAGAUUUAACUAUUCGAGAUCUCAGAGGCGACGACGUUAUAAAUAAGCAGCUUCAAUCUGCAAUCAAUUCAGUAGCAACAAACCCUAAUAUCCCCACUGUUUUAGCCACGGGAGAUUCCUCCGGCACUGUUAAAGUUUGGGACUUGCGCAAUUUCAAUGAGCCAGUCAAGGGUUUUGCGCCUCACUCAAAAUCAAUAACACAGCUAAAAUGGAAUCCAACACACGCCCAAUUACUCGCGUCUUCAUCCACAGAUGGUCUGGUUAAACUACACGCUGUGUCAAAGGAGGAGCCAACAAUCUUUCAACACCUUGGCCAUAUGUUAGGAGUCAAUGAUUUUGAUUGGUCUCACGCUGACGACUGGAUGAUUGCCAGUGUAGCGGAUGACAACUCUCUACACGUAUGGAAACCUACGCAGCAAGUUCAAAAUGUAAUCUAA